Messenger RNA from Setaria italica (foxtail millet), 1037 nucleotides. RefSeq names its product heme oxygenase 1, chloroplastic. Lineage: Eukaryota; Viridiplantae; Streptophyta; Magnoliopsida; Poales; Poaceae. The coding region runs from base 1 to 849 and encodes 282 amino acids. The transcript has 4 exons. The record is from RefSeq and is a predicted model, not a curated record. Gene Ontology annotation, molecular function: heme oxygenase (decyclizing) activity. Gene Ontology annotation, biological process: heme oxidation; phytochromobilin biosynthetic process.
AUGGCGCCCGCAUGGCUCUCCGUUCCCCAUGGCGCCCUCUCCCUCGAUCGCGCCCCCUCGAUCCACUUCCGCCCUGACCAGCCUGCCAGCCGCGGGGUUCCCGCCGUGCUCCGGCGGCCAGGGACCGUCGCCGUCUCCGUCGCGGCGCUGAGGAGGCCGCUGGUCGCCACCGUGGCCGCGGCCACGAACACGGCCGCCGCCGCAAGCGUGGAGGAGCGGGAGAGGACGUUCAUCGAGGAGAUGCGGGCGGUGGCCAUGCGGCUGCACAGCAGGGACCAGUCGAAGUAUGGCGAGAAGGAGGCGCCCAUGGAGCCGCCCGUCGCCAAGUGGCGGCCCACCGUCGAGGGGUACCUCCGCUUCCUCGUCGACAGCAAGCUCGUCUUCGAGACGCUCGAGGCCAUCGUCGACAGCGCCGCCAUCCCCUGGUAUGCCGAGUUCCGGAGCACAGGGUUGGAGAGAUCAGAGCCUCUGAAGAAGGAUUUGGAAUGGUUCAGGCAACAAGGUCACAAGAUUCCUGAACCAUGUGCUCCUGGCAUUACAUAUGCUUCCUUGCUGGAAGAGCUGUCUGUGAAGGAGCCCUAUGCAUUUGUCUGCCAUUUCUACAACGUGUACUUUGCUCAUAGCGCUGGGGGCCGAAUCAUUGGCAAAGAGGUUGCUGAGAAGAUUCAUCUCCAGAAAGAGCUGGAGUUCUACGAGUGGGAGGGUGAUCUGUCGCAGCUGCAGCAGAAUAUCCGCGGCAAGCUUAAUCAAGUCGCUUCCGGUUGGUCUCGGGCGGAGAAGGACCGUUGCCUAGACGAGAUGGAGAAGGCGUUCGCCUGUUCAAUAGACCUCCGACGCCAUAUGUUCUAAGACCGUCUAUAAACAAACAAAUGACCGCUAAACCCUAAUUGUUGGGUAUUUCACGAAUAAACAAUAUUGUUAGGGUGAUAUACAAAAUAAAGAUUUAGUUAUUGUGUUUCCCACAAUGUGUAAUAGAAGUGACAUGAAUAGGACAUGUGUUUUACAGUGCUUGCAAACUACCAUAGUGGGCUUUCAUU